This is a messenger RNA of Anguilla anguilla (European eel), 4401 nucleotides long. It is a transcript of the gene cntnap2a, whose product is annotated as contactin associated protein 2a. The transcript has 24 exons. The coding region runs from base 421 to 4371 and encodes 1316 amino acids. The record is from RefSeq and is a predicted model, not a curated record. Lineage: Eukaryota; Metazoa; Chordata; Actinopteri; Anguilliformes; Anguillidae.
GGGGAACAAGAGGACGCGGUUACUGAUAACUUCUGCACCUGGACAGCGACCUUCGUUAGGCUAACGGCGUUUUAAGGGCUGUCUCAAUAGUGUGAUAAACACUGUCUGUAUAUUAAGAGUCGGAACAUAUGCCUUGAAAAUAUUUUCUAGAACCCCGGAUUGUUAUUGUCGUCAAGAGCUGAGUGCUGCGGGCUAAUAUAUGAGGAGCAGCCAAAUCGAGCAGUACUGUAGAGAAACGUUUGUUAGACCGCAGAGGCAGUAUCUUCCUCUUUAUUUGUCGCACAUAAAACCGAGCGAGUGGGAAACACUUUUACAGGGACAGACUGCGUUCAGGAAGAAACUAGGCAACAUUGUUACCGGGACAGAACUUAACUAUACGCAUUUUCCUUUGUACAUUUUGACACCGGUGUAAAAGUGAAGAUGCUGCGGCUUCCUGGAGCAGGGAUAACGCUAUUGCUCUGGAUGUUUAGCCGCAUCAGCAGCUUCAAUGCAGCUCUCCCAGCAUCCCCCAAGUGUGACGAAGCCCUGGCCACACCCCUUUCCCAGAAUGCCUUCACCAGCUCGUCUGUGUUCUCCAGCAGCUACGCACCGGUGUACGCCAAGCUGAACAAGAGAGGAGGUGCUGGAGGCUGGUCCCCUCUGGACAGUGACCACUAUCCAUGGCUGCAGGUGGAUUUAGGCAGCCGGAAGCAAAUAUCUUCCAUAGCAACACAGGGCAGGUACAGCAGCUCUGAUUGGACGACAAGAUACAGGCUCCUCUACAGUGAUACAGGAAGAAACUGGAAACCAUACCACCAAGAUGGCAACAUCUGGGCAUUUUCAGGCAAUUCCAACACCGAGAGCGUGGUCCGACAUGACUUACAGCAUUCCAUUGUUGCCCGGUACCUGCGUAUCGUUCCUCUGGACUGGAGUGGAGAAGGGCGUAUUGGCCUGAGGAUAGAGAUCUAUGGCUGUCCUUAUUGGGCGGAUGUGAUAAACUUCGACGGCCAAGGGGUGAUCUCCUACCGCUUCAAAAUUAAGAAGAUGAAGAUUCUGAAGGACGUAAUUGCCCUGAAGUUUAAAACUUCGGAGAGCGAGGGUGUCAUCCUGCAUGGAGAGGGACAGCAGGGAGACUAUAUCACCCUGGAGCUGAAGAGAGCCAAGCUGGUGCUGCAGAUAAACCUGGGCAGUAAUCAGUAUGGCUCCAUUCUUGGGCACACAUCAGUAACAAGUGGAAGCCUAUUGGACGAUCAUCAUUGGCACUCAGUGGUCAUCGAGCGCUACAGACGGAAUGUCAACUUCACCCUGGACAGACACACACAGCACUUCCGCACAAAUGGAGAGUUUGACCAUCUCGACCUGGACUAUGAGCUCAGCUUUGGUGGAAUGCCAUACUCAGGGAAGCCAAGCUCAGGAGGCCGAAAAAACUUCAAAGGGUGCAUGGAGAGCAUCAACUACAAUGGUGAUAACAUCACUGACCUCGCCCGGAGGAAGAAACUAGACACAUCAAGCUUUCGUAACCUGAGCUUCACCUGUGUGGAGUCCCACAUGUUCCCUGUGUUCUUCAACGCCACCAGCUACCUCCAGCUACCUGGGCGGAGAAACCAUGACGUAGUGUCAGUCAGUUUCCAGUUCCGCACCUGGAACGCCAACGGGCUGCUGCUCUUCAGUACACUCGCCGACGGCAUGGUCGAAGUGGCACUCAACGAAGGCAAAGUGAGCGUACACAUCAAUGUCACACAGAAGAAGAACACACGCAUAGACAUAUCAUCUGGUUCUGGACUGAAUGAUGGCCAGUGGCAUGAUGUGCGGUUUUUGGCCAAGGAGAAUUCUGCCAUGCUGACCAUUGAUGGAGAUGAUGCUUCUGCAGUAAGGACCAGUACCCCUAUUCAGAUUCAGACUGGAGGCGUGUACUACUUUGGAGGUUACUUCCUGCGCUCCAGCCCGGUGCCCACGCAGCGCUCCUUUCAAGGCUGCAUGCAGCUGAUCCACGUGGACGGGCAGCUGGCUGACCUCCACGCCGUGGAGCAAGACAGGCUGGGCGCCUUCGAAAACAUCAGCCUGGACAUGUGCGCCAUCAUAGACAGGUGCAUGCCCAACCAUUGUGAACACGGCGGCAGGUGCGCCCAGACCUGGGACAGCUUCAGCUGCGCGUGUGAUGGGACGGGAUACACAGGGGCCACGUGUCACACCUCUGUUUAUGAGCAGUCCUGUGAAGCGUACAAGCACCUCGGCAAAAUGUCAGACACCUACUGGAUUGACCCGGAUGGGAGUGGUCCUCUUGGGCCUUUCAGGGUCAACUGCAACAUGACAGAGGACAAGGUGUGGACGACGGUGAUGAACAACCUCCCUCCGCAGACCUCUGUGACUGGCUCCAGCAGGGAGAAGAGGACGGUGCUGCAGCUCAACUACAGCGCCUCCAUGGAGCAGGUGUCGGCCAUCACUAGCAGCGCGGAGCACUGCGAGCAGCAUGUGGCCUACGCCUGCCGAAUGUCCCGCCUGCUCAACACCCCCGAGGGAACGCCGUACACGUGGUGGGUAGGGAAGGGCAACGAGAAGCACUUCUACUGGGGUGGCUCGGGGCCUGGGAUCCAGAAGUGCGCCUGUGGCAUCGAUCGCAAUUGCACCGACCCCAAGUAUUACUGCAACUGCGACGCCGACCAGAAGCAGUGGAGAGAGGAUUCUGGACUGCUGCUGUAUAAAGACCACUUACCUGUCAACCAGGUGGCUGUUGGAGACACAAAUCGACCAGGCUCAGAGGCAAAGCUGACUGUCGGACCUUUACGCUGUCAAGGGGACAGUAAUUACUGGAACGCGGCGUCCUUCACCACGCCCUCCUCCUACCUCCACUUCUCCACCUUCCAGGGAGAGACCAGCGCCGACAUCUCCUUCUACUUCAAGACCUCGGCCCCGUACGGCGUUUUCCUGGAGAACCUGGGCAACACGGACUUCAUCCGCCUGGAGCUGAAAUCGCCCACCGUAGUGUGCUUCUCCUUCGACGUGGGCAACGGGCCCGUGGAGCUCAACGUGCGGUCCCCCACGCCGCUCAGCGACGACCAGUGGCACAGGGUCAGCGCCGAGCGCAACGUGAAGGAGGCCGUGCUGCAGCUGGAUCAGCAGUACAAGGAGGUGCGGCCGGCGCCCCCCCAGGGCCACACCCGCUUGGAACUCUACAGCCAGCUUUACGUGGGCGCAGCAGGAGGACAGAGGGGCUUUCUGGGAUGCAUCCGUUCCCUUAAGAUGAAUGGCGUGACCCUUGACCUGGAGGAGAGAGCAAAGGUCACCCCUGGGGUGAAGCCCGGUUGCUCCGGGCACUGCACCAGCUAUGGGAUGUACUGUCGAAAUGGAGGCAAGUGCGUGGAGAAAUACAACGGAUACUCCUGCGACUGCACGUCCACGGCCUACGAUGGAGCUUUCUGCACUAAAGAUGUUGGUGGCUUCUUUGAGAUAGGGACCCUGGUCAGGUACAGCUUCAUGCCUGAGGCUGCACCAGCAGCGACCAAGGAGGGCAAGGGUCUCUCCCAGAAUCUGGCCUUAGAGGCCAACCUGACCCAGGAGGACCUGGCCUUUAGCUUCAGCACGUCCAACACGCCCAGCAUCCUGGUCUACAUCAGCUCCAAGACCCAGGACUACCUGGCAGUGGUCCUGCGUCACAAUGGAACGCUGCAGAUCCGGUACGACCUGGGCGGCCUGAGGGAGCCCUUCACCAUCGACGCGGACCAGCGCAACCUGGCCAACGGCCAGCCCCACAGCGUCAACAUCUCCCGUGUCCAGAGAAACAUCCGACUGCAGCUGGACCACUAUCCUCCAGUGAGCUACUCCCUUCCAGAUGCCUCCGACACCCAAUUCAACCUGAUCAAAACGCUUUUUCUGGGCAAAGUCUUUGAAACGGGUCCGAUCGACCCGGUCCUCAUCGAGAACUACAACACGCCGGGCUUCGUGGGCUGUCUGUCGCGGGUGCAGUUCAACGGCGUCGCCCCCCUGAAGGCCGCGCUGAGGUCACGCAUCGCCGCGCCCGUCGCCGUUCAAGGAAAGCUGGUGGAGUCCAACUGCGGCGCCUCCCCCCUCACCAUCCCGCCAAUGUCUGCCGCCACCGACCCCUGGCACCUGGACUCAGCAGGUGCUGACUUCCCAUUCAAUGAGGAGAGGGUGAUACCGGAUGGAGUGAACAGGAACUCUGCAAUAAUCGGAGGUGUGAUUGCUGUGGUCAUCUUCACCAUCCUCUGCACGCUGGUGUUCCUGAUUCGCUACAUGUUCCGUCACAAGGGCACCUACCACACCAACGAGGCCAAGGGGACGGAGUCCGGGGACAACGCAGACGCCGCCAUCAUAGGCACUGACCCCAACUUCACAGAGACCAUUGACGAGAGCAAGAAGGAGUGGUUCAUAUAAUGAGACGAUGUCGGCGGGGGGGGCGGGGGG